AUGUCCAAAAUCAGAGCACCUUUGGACAAAUUGCUUCAUAAAAAUGAAAAGUUUAAUUGGAACGCUGAUUGCCAAAAAGCCUUCCAGCAAUUCAAACGCAUUUUAAAUUCAGAUUUAAUGCUUACGCAUUAUAACCCCAAUUUACCAUUGAAAGUGGCAGCAGACGCCUCCAAUAGAGGAAUCGGUGCGUUUAUUUGUCACGUUUUUCCGGACGGAUCAGAGAAGGUUAUACAACACGCCUCAAAAGUUUUAACGGAUGCAGAGCAAAAGUACUCGCAAAUUGAAAAGGAAGCUUUAGCAUUAGUUUUUGCGCUAAAGAAGUUCCACAGAUUUAUUUUUGGACGUAAGUUCACAUUGUGCACGGAUCAUAAGCCGCUAAUCGCAAUAUUUGGUAAAAAUAAGGGCAUCCCAACGUACGCAGCAAAUAGGCUUCAGCGAUGGGCACUAAUAUUGAUGAUGUACGACUUCAAUAUCCAAUACAUUAAAACAACAGCAUUUGGAUGUGUAGACAUGCUUUCGCGCCUUAUAGCCAAUCACACAAAGCAAGACGAAGACAUGGUGAUAGCUUGUACGCAAAUGGAAGAAGAAAUGAACACGAUUAUUGAAGACCAAUGUGAAAAACUUCCGGUGAGUUUUGAAAUGAUAAGAAAAGCUACAAAGCAAUGUUCAACGGCCCAAGCUGUCAUAAACGCAUUAUCAAAUGGAUGGAAGCAAGAAAUAAUACCAGAAUUACAGCCAUUUUAUGCACGGAAAGAUGCACUCAGCGUGAUUCAAGAGUGCCUAAUGUUUCAUGAACGCAUAGGGAUUCCGAAGAAAUUACAACCACGAAUUCUACGUCAACUACACAGAGGACAUCCAGGUAGAGAACGCAUGAAAUUGUUAGCAAGGAGUUACGUGUAUUGGCCUGGUGUGGACGAAGAUAUAGUCUCGUAUUCACGAAAUUGUCAACUUUGUGCAUCAACAGCAAAAAUGCCUGUAAAACAUACACUACGAUCAUGGCCGUUAGCAACAAAACCAAUGGAACGGUUACACAUUGAUAUAGCAGGACCAUGCAAUGGGUUUUAUUACUUCGUAAUCGUAGAUGCAUUCUCAAAAUGGCCUGAAAUUUUUCAAAUAGAGAAUAUCACAACGCAAACAAUCAUUAGCAAGCUAAAUGAAACGCUUUCACGUUACGGAGAUUGUGACACACUGGUCUCCGAUAACGGCACACAGUUUACGAGCGGAGCGUUCGAACAAUUCGUAACAUCGCGGGGUAUUCAACACAUAAGGACAUCGCCUUAUCAUCCCCAGUCCAAUGGACAAGCGGAACGGUUCGUAGAUACACUGAAAAGAGCAUUAAAAAAAUUAAAAAUGGAAGGAACGGAUUCAGAAAACUUGCAAACAUUUUUGCAAACGUAUAGAUCCACACCAAAUCCGAAUGUGGUAGAACGUAAAUCUCCGGCAGAAGCCUUCCUUAACCGGAAAAUCAAAACAACGUUAGACUUAACUAAGCCACAAACAACGGAAAUCAAACAACGAAAUUUAAAGCAAGAAAAGCAGUUUAAUGUCAAACACGGAGCAAAAUCUAAAGAAUUUUCGAAUGGAAGCCUUGUAAACGUUAAAUGGCAUCAAGGCAAUGAUACGUUUUGGGUUCCUGGCGUUAUCAUAGAACGGAUUGGUUCUGUGAACUACAAUGUCAGAAUUGAAGUAAAGGGCAACUCAAAACUGAUUAGAUCACAUGCAAAUAAAAUGGUACAACGGUAUGGAAACCAUACUGGCAAUCGCGAUGUGACUAAAUAUUUAUGCGACGUUUUUGAUCUCACAGAACUACCACGGUUCAAUGAAGAAAAUCAACCCGUACUACAGCCAGAAACUGUUGAAGUGGCUCCCCUAGUGGAAACCACCUCAUCUGGUUCUAAUGCACAUGCAGAAACAAAUAGAGGAACAUCAACGAGUCGCAGGAUUCGUAGACCACCAGCAUAUUUGAAUGAGUAUGAUACUUCCUAA
Messenger RNA from Anastrepha ludens (Mexican fruit fly), 1986 nucleotides. RefSeq lists its product as uncharacterized. The transcript has a single exon. Gene Ontology annotation, biological process: DNA integration. Gene Ontology annotation, molecular function: nucleic acid binding. The coding region runs from base 1 to 1986 and encodes 661 amino acids. The record is from RefSeq and is a predicted model, not a curated record. Lineage: Eukaryota; Metazoa; Arthropoda; Insecta; Diptera; Tephritidae.